Cuscuta campestris is the source of this 637-nucleotide messenger RNA. Lineage: Eukaryota; Viridiplantae; Streptophyta; Magnoliopsida; Solanales; Convolvulaceae. The record is from the annotation of a GenBank genome assembly.
GAAAUCUUCACUCCCACCCUAGGGUUUCCAGCUUCCUGGAACGCCGCCGCCACCAUCGUCUUAGCUAGUCCUUAGAUCUGUCAUUCUCCAUCGUUUUCGCCACCAUCACUCCUCCCGUUGUCGUCGCCUCUCCUUCGCCUAGCUUCUUCGAUCGCCACCCUCCAUUAAUCGGCUCCUCUCCUCCUUCACCGAACUUCCUGGAUCGAAGAAGUAGUUGUCUGGAUAGGAAUGAAAAAGGCUAUUCAAGGAGUCCAUGAAAUAAUAGAGUUAACUACUCGCAAGGAGACAACUGAAAGUGAGGUGAUGCAAUCCCUGGAAGCAGUGAGGAAGGAGUUUAACUCGUCCAAAACAAAGAUAAAAGCUUACGUUCAACUCCUGCAUUCGGUGGAGGCAUCAACGUCCAAACAUAUACGCUCUUCAGAUUCCGAAGAUUGCGACUCCCCCUAGCUUUCCAUGUACGGUGAUGCGUGUUUAAGAUUGUGUUCUAGUCGACGUUUUCUCCCAUUGAAUAAGAACAAAUGUACUUAGUACUUACAGUACUACUUAUUGAUAUAUCAUGGUCUCUUAGAGAAUGCUCGUGUUGAAUUUCAAGUUAAGAACAUAAUACCUUUUUUUUAAAUAUAUACGUGAUACUCCG